UGGCGGCGCACUAAUAGUCUGUGGAUUACUAACUAUUACUUAUGUUUUAAUGAAAAAACUCAAUUAACAUGUUUUAUUGCUGUAAACUAAACGUUGUCGCACCAGUGCGGUCGUUGUCGUUUCAUCUGCAAUCCAAUAAAAGAGCAAGUUUAUGGAAACAUUCACGAUUGUAUUUAUCCUCAAAACCCAAUGGAUUCACAGGCUCACGCCAACAUGAGAAUGCCAUCAGUCGCUUGUGGAGCCUCUCUCAGAGAGCCGUGCGACAGUCAACCACGCGAACCCAGUCUAAUGGGGUGACCAUGAAAAUCCUCCUCGCACCGGCAUUGCUUAUGGUACCCGGGCGACUGGUUUGCCAUGUGGCUUACUGCGAGGCAGACGUAAACAGCAACAUCCCGUUUGAGACUGUGACCAAAAAUCCAGAGUUCAAAUGGCACAUCCUGUGGGAGUUUGUGAAGCCUCAGUUGUUUGCGCUCAUGUGUGCUGUACUGCUUGCAUUUGGAGCAGCGAUUUUAAACAUUCAAAUCCCGCUGAUGCUGGGAGAUCUGGUGAAUGUUGUGGCACGCUACCUGAAGGAGCACACUGGAAAUUAUGUCCGUGAGAUACGGGGCCCUGCUUUUAAAUUGCUUGGACUGUACGGCAUCCAAGGUUUGUUGACAAGCGGCUACAUCAUCCUACUAUCAAGGGUGGGGGAAAGAGUUGCGGCGGACAUGAGGAAAACCCUUUUUGCUUCCUUGCUGAGGCAAGACGUGGCUUUCUUUGACGCUACCAAAACUGGACAACUGGUGAACCGUUUGACUGCUGACAUUCAAGAGUUCAAGUCAUCCUUUAAAUUGGUCAUAUCUCAGGGUUUGCGGAGCAUCACACAGACAGUGGGAUGCUUUGUCUCCCUUUACGUUAUCUCCCCAAAACUCACAGGCUUGACAGUUGUGGUCCUUCCCUGUUUAGUGGGGGCGGGGGCUCUCAUUGGCUCCUUCCUCCGCAGACUUUCCCGUUUGGCCCAAGAACAGGUUGCCAAGGCAACAGGAGUGGCGGAUGAGGCUCUGGGAAAUGUACGGACAGUGAAAGCCUUUGCCAUGGAGGAGCGGGAGCUGCAGUUGUAUGCUUAUGAAGUUGAGAAAUCUUGUGAAAUGAAUGAAAAUCUCGGGACUGGGAUAGCAGUUUUCCAGGGACUCUCAAACAUUGCUCUGAAUUGCAUUGUUCUUGGAACUAUUUUUGCAGGAGGUACUUUAAUUUCCAGCAAUGAAAUGUCACCUGGAGACCUCAUGUCUUUCUUGGUAGCAUCCCAGACAGUACAGCGGUCUUUAGCCAGUAUCUCUAUCCUAUUUGGACAAAUGGUGAGAGGAAUAAGUGCCGGGGCUCGUGUUUUUGAAUAUUUGGCAUUGAAGCCUUCUAUUCCUCUUUCUGGGGGAGGACGCAUCCCGUAUCAUUCUCUGACAGGAAGAGUGGAUUUUCUCAACAUUUCAUUCAGCUAUCCGACAAGACCUGGCCAUCAAGUCUUGGAGAGGUUCAACUUAACACUGCCACCGUGCAAAACUAUUGCCAUUGUUGGUGAAUCUGGAGGAGGAAAGUCCACAGUAGCGUCCUUAUUGGAGCGUUUCUAUGAUCCCACCAGCGGCGUAGUAAUGUUGGACGGACUCGACAUUCGAACUCUUGACCUUUGCUGGCUCAGGGGACAAGUUAUUGGAUUUAUCAAUCAAGAGCCGGUGUUGUUUGGAGCAUCCAUCAUGGAGAACAUCCGCUUCGGGAAGCCUGAGGCCACCGACGCUGAGGUCAUCGAGGCCGCCAAGCAAGCCAACGCUCAUCGAUUCAUUACUAGUUUCCCAGAGGGUUACAACACCAUCCUCGGCGAGCGAGGCGUGACGUUAUCAGGGGGCCAGAAACAGCGUGUUGCCAUCGCUCGGGCACUCAUCAAGAACCCCAGCAUCCUGGUGCUGGAUGAAGCCACCAGCGCCUUGGAUGCGGAAUCAGAGCGCGUGGUGCAGGAAGCUCUGGACCGGGCCACUAGGGGACGCACUGUGCUCAUCAUCGCUCACCGACUGAGCACCAUCCAGGGGGCAGACCUCAUCUGUGUCAUGAGCAAUGGACGCAUUGUAGAAGCUGGAACUCAUGUGGAACUCCUGGGCAAGGGCGGAUUUUAUUCGGAUCUUAUCCGAAGACAAAGAGCUGCCGGGGGCCAGAAAUGAACCCUGCCAACGAUGUUUACUGUAGAGCUUAUUUUUACAUGAGUGCAUUUGUUUUAAUUUAAGUGGACCAACUAGACCAACUUGUCAACACCAAAAAACACUACUGAGAAGAUAGUUUACCUUUAUCUAGUUAUAAGUUAUAUGAUACAAUAAACCAAAAUAAAG
Molecule: messenger RNA, 2348 nt
Organism: Dunckerocampus dactyliophorus (ringed pipefish)
Lineage: Eukaryota; Metazoa; Chordata; Actinopteri; Syngnathiformes; Syngnathidae
Gene: abcb8
Product: ATP-binding cassette, sub-family B (MDR/TAP), member 8
Exons: 16
Coding region: 69-2183 (704 amino acids)
Biological process (GO): transmembrane transport
Cellular component (GO): membrane
Molecular function (GO): ABC-type oligopeptide transporter activity; ATP hydrolysis activity; ATP binding
Source: RefSeq, a predicted model, not a curated record